UUGCUUAAUAAAUUAAUUUACUUCUCUCCUUCUGUCUCAGCUCCUUCAAAAACUGAAAACUUCAGAUCAAUAGGACAAGAUGAGACCAGUAUCACUCUGCAGUGGAAUAAAGUGAACAACAACAUCAGCUUUAUUCUCCAGUUUAAUGGUGCAGAGAUCGACCUCACUGCACCAGAUGAUGAUGGACCAGUAACUCACACAGUCUCAUCUCUCACUGCUGCAACUAAAUACACAUUCACUCUCUUCUCUGUGUUUGAGAACGUCAGAAGCAGUGGAGUAAACAUUACUGCAGUUACCGCUCCUCCAAAAGCAGAAAGCGUCAUAUCAAUAGGACAAGAUGAGACCAGUAUCACUCUGCAGUGGAAUAAAGUGAAGAACAACGUGAACUUUAUUCUCCAGUUUAAUGAUGCAGAGAUCAACAUCACUGCACCAGAUGGAGAUGGACCAGUAACUCACACAGUCUCAUCUCUCACUGCUGCAACUACAUACACAUUCACUCUCUACUCUGUGUUUGAGAACGUCAGAAGCAGUGGAGUAAACUUUACUGCAGUCACUGGCCCAAGUAAGUAUAUGCACAUAUACACAUUCAUUACAUGGUCUGAGCCUUUGCCUUGAGUUCCCAAGUCAUAAAUGUAUUUUCAUCAGCUUGAUUGAAUUUUAUAUCAUUAUCACAACUGUAUUAUUUUUAUGUUUUUUUCUUUGUUUUUCAUUAUAUACUGUAGUGUUUCUCAACGGCCCCCAGGGGGCGUUUCAAGGACGAUGGGGGGCCCUGGAAUCAAUAAUUUGGAAAGGGGGGCACUGAGCUGCUUUUGGGGAACAUUUGUUAGUUGGAAAUUCUAAGACGAGAUUACACCAAAGAUUCACAACAAUAUGAGUUUAAACUUUGAACUACUUUAAACUGCGGUGUGUAACAUUCAAACCUGCCCAUUUAGUCCACUGCGACUGGACGAGACUGUGUAUUUUUUCUCCGUCAGCUACUUGUGGUGCAGCUCUGUGCUGCCUUCACGGGAGCGGGAAGUCUAUAAUCUGUAAGAUUUUACCCACAUGGUGUUUACUGUGUAAUCUCAGUAAAAUUGAUGUUCUCUUUCUUGGUAUUCUUGGAAAUGUGUUUAUUUCUCUGAGGAAUACACCAUGAAUGUCUUGUUAUCGCACAUUUAAAGCAACUUUGCUGCGACACCAGUGAGUGACGUGGACCCACCUCACGCUGUGAGUUGCAUACAGUUUAUACCUAAGCGUACAUAUACAGUAGUUUCAGUAAGCUAUGUAAUGUUAAAAACUGAAGCCCUGACUUGCGCUGUUGGGGAUUGUAUGCGGCAGUUGGAUGCUUUAACUGUUGUUAAAACAGAAACAAGUCAGUUCUCUUACACAGGCUCCGCCCUUUAAUGGACUCUAUGUGUAUGUAAUGGGACAACAUUGUGGAUUUGUGCAUUUUAUAUUAAAUAAAUUUUGAGCUACUCCAAAUUCCUCUUUUCCUCUCCCAGAGAGGAGCAGGGGUGUUAAAGAUCAACUUUAACAGACUGCUGAUGAGAACCCAACAGAAGGGGGUUGGAAAGUUGCUUUCUCUAAGUGCUAUCCCUGAGCAGCCUGAUCAUAAAACAAAAAUGUUUUUAUUCCGAAGCUGAUAACGCGGUGACUGACUGUUAAACUGACAAAAGGGAAAUUAACCAGAGAGCCUAUUAGAAAGGCAGGAAAUCCUACCCCCCCCCCCCCACACACACACACACACACACCCA
Micropterus salmoides (largemouth bass) is the source of this 1733-nucleotide messenger RNA. RefSeq names its product tenascin-like. NCBI's taxonomy places the organism in Eukaryota, Metazoa, Chordata, Actinopteri, Centrarchiformes, Centrarchidae. The transcript is spliced from 3 exons. Gene Ontology annotation, molecular function: protein binding. The record is from RefSeq and is a predicted model, not a curated record. The annotation marks the transcript as partial.